Molecule: messenger RNA, 1489 nt
Organism: Cebus imitator (Panamanian white-faced capuchin)
Lineage: Eukaryota; Metazoa; Chordata; Mammalia; Primates; Cebidae
Gene: NCR1
Product: natural cytotoxicity triggering receptor 1
Exons: 7
Coding region: 89-1237 (382 amino acids)
Source: RefSeq, a predicted model, not a curated record
AGAAGAAGAAGAAAAGAAAAGAAAAAGGGGGCGGGGCAGAGAAAUUAAAAAAAAAAAAAAAGAGAGAGAGAGAGAAGUUGACCCAGAAAUGCAUUUCGGGCUGAGCAGAAAGUUUUCAGAGAAGCUGGCUAGACCACAGCUGUGUCAUAGAGACCAUGGCUUUGCCAUAGGCUCACGGUCAGAGGUGGAGGGGAAUUGUGAACAUUCUUAUGAAAAAAGUCAACGUGAAAGCCACGUGGUGAUGAGGGUUGGCCUCAUCCACCACUUCCUCUGCAUCUCCCUGGCACGCUGGGCUCAGUCACCACCCACUGCCAGCAGAAUCAGAGCGAUGCCUUCCGCACUCCCUGCCCUGCUCUGCCUCGGGCUGUGUCUGAGCCAGAGGAUCAGCACCCAGCAGCAGACUCUCCCGAAACCCUCCAUCUGGGCCAAGCCCAGUUUCAUGGUUCCAAAGGAAAAGCCGGCGACCAUCUGUUGCCAGGGAAAUUAUGGGGCUGUUGAAUACCAGCUGCAUUUUGAAGGACGCCUUUCUGCCAUGGAGAGACCAAAACCUCCUGAGCACAUUAACAAAGUCAAGUUUCACAUCCCGGCCAUGACAUCCCGCACGGCAGGGCGAUACAGCUGCUUCUAUCGGGUUGGGGAGCUCUGGUCAGAACCCAGCGACUCACUGGAUCUGGUGGUAACAGGAAUGUAUGACACACCCACCCUCUCGGUUCAUCCCGGACCGGAAGUGAUCUUGGGAGAGAAGGUGACCUUCUAUUGCCGUCUGGGGACUGCAACAAGCACCUUCUUUCUGCUCAAGGAGGGAAGAUCCAGCGUACGGCGCGGAUACGGGAAGGUCCAGGCAGAAUUCCCCAUGGGCUCUGUGACCACAUCCCACAGAGGGACCUACCGGUGUUUUGGCUCCUAUAACAACCAUGCAUGGUCUUUCCCCAGUGAGCCAGUGAAGCUCCUGAUCACAGGUGACACUGAGAACACCAGCCUUGCACCUACAGAUCCCACCUCUCCUGACUCUGGGGACACCUACCUUUUAACCACAGAGAUGGAACUCCAGAAAGAGCUUGCCCUCUGGGACCACACUGCCCAGAAUCUCCUUCGGGCGGGCCUGGCCUUCCUGGUCCUGGUGGCUGUGGUGUGGCUUCUGGUUGAAGACUGGCUCAGCAGGAAGAGGACCAGAGAGCCAGCCAGCAGAGCUUCCACCGGGCAUUGCAGGAGAAGCUUGAACACCAAGACUCUCUGAAGAGCAACCAAGAGGUGCAGCAGCUGCGGGUGGAACUGAAAGCUGGUGUUGAGCCUGUGCUGAACCCACAGAGGACAGAGUCACUGCAGGGAACAAGGGACAACGCCAUUCCAUUUGUCAGAGCAUCCCAGAUGACACAGGAGGUGGGAGAAACAAGCUAAAUUGCUUCAUUAUUUCUUUCCCGAGACGGAGUCGGGCUCUGUCGCCCAGGCUGGAGUGCAGUGGCGCGAUCUCAGCUCACUGAAACCUCCA